This is a messenger RNA of Syngnathoides biaculeatus (alligator pipefish), 2657 nucleotides long. It is a transcript of the gene fam221a, whose product is annotated as family with sequence similarity 221 member A. Lineage: Eukaryota; Metazoa; Chordata; Actinopteri; Syngnathiformes; Syngnathidae. The record is from RefSeq and is a predicted model, not a curated record. Bases 288 to 947 code for a protein of 219 amino acids. The transcript is spliced from 6 exons.
UACCUCAUUCAACGCUUCACUAGGAGCUCAAACGUGGAAAAAUUGACGAUAUAUUGAUUUUAACUUUAUGAAUAAGAUUAUCCCGGGUGGUUUACUUUAGUGUAGUCUUUUUGUAUGACUUUUGCAGUACAUUUUCCGUCCGAUAGAUGGACCCUGGGUCAUAUCCGUAGCAACAUGACAAACAACACUCGUGGGAUCGUUUUUAUACAAUACCAUAUAUCGGUGUCUUGAUAGAAGUCAAGGCCGGCCAUAUAAAGAAAGUCUUCAAGUUUGGAUUCACAACUUUAAUGAUGAACUCUGAAUUCCUGGAUAGCUCAGCCUUAAAAGCAGUGGAUGACUAUUGCGAGUACAAAAGGAUUGUCGGUGAUGAUGACGGAGGCGUACUGUUUACUCCUCAGCAGUAUGAGGAGUAUAAGAGGAAAGUACUCCCACAGCGGGCAAAAAACAGACUGUACGUGAGCUUUGUAGUACCAGGAGGUACCGACUGCAAACUAGUUGGCCCAGAGACGCAAUGCUUCUGUGCCCAUAGAUACAAGCAACAUAAGACGGACUUUGAGAUGAUUCCUUCUGAGAGACCUUUGCUCCUGCCAUGCGAAGUGAAGAAAUGUCUUUGCCCUACCUACGAGUACCUUCCCCACAUCGGGACCGUACCCGUCCGCUGCCGGUGUAAACAUUUACCCGAGCAUCACAGCGAAGCCGCCGGACAUUUGUGCAAAAAGUGUGACUGUUCGGGGUUCAGGAGUCCGUACACAUGCGGGUGCGGGCAGCCGAGCUUCAAUCACCGGACCCUGGUUGAGACAAAGUCUGAGAGGGAGGCUCGGGGUCGUCCAGUGGGCCGAGACGUCCCUUAUGCUGCAAUGGGAGGUCUGACUGGUUUUAGCUCCUUGUUGGAUGGUUAUGUUGCUUUGGAGUCCAGGUUAAGGAGACGUGGAGCCUCACCCAGCUGAAUACGUGCAAAGUGGACUACACCCUGGAUUGGUCGUCCGUCAAACGCAGAGCACCACGAGCAGAGAGAGAGAGACAACCCGAUUUACUUUUUUUUUUUUUUUUUUUUUUAAUUUUGCUUGGAAAGCCCAAAAAUAUCAUUCCAUUAGUGGUCAGUACAAAGAUUUCAAGGUUUACGUGAUUGAUGUUCCUGUGGAGAGAAAAGCGCCCACUCAAACCGCCACCCAAAAUAACAGCAGAAGUGUUUCGUGUUUAAUUCCUGCAUAGCUGUACUGUCUGCCAUUGAUUAAUCCUAUUCCUCACGGCAGAUCAGCGGCGACGGUGCCGAUUUAAUCCGCACUGUGAAUGGGAAGUGAAACGAGUUUGCUUGCUCUAUUGGUGGCCCACUUAUUCUUAAAAAAAAAAAAAGACUUAAGUCUCUAAAUGAGGUUCUUCCCCCCGUCAAGUGUACCCACUGCGAUAAUGUCGCAGUCCUACUCAAUCAGCAUCCACGUCGAUGCUGGGUGGUGCAUCUGGAUGCACCUGGUGUCGUGAUGGUGGUGAACAGGUGGUGUUUAGUGGAAGGAAUUUGAGUUGCGCGUGAAAGACGUCACGGGUGCACCUGGGUCUCGACACCCCAGUGUUCGUGAGGGGGUAACUGAGUGGAAGGGAUCCCAUGUGAAAGCUGACAAAUCCGGUGCGUAUCUACGUUGACCGAUACACUCAGACAUUAUACAUACACGUAGACAAGAUUUGUUCAGAAAAUUUGGAAAGCGUGGAAAGUGUAGAUACUAAAGUAAUGCAUCCAGCUAAUUACAUGUAAAAACAUACAUGUAAAAAAAAAUAUGCUUAUAGUCUCUGGUGGCUGGAAUGUAUUCUACCAGACUGUUUUGGGACGGCGGCACGGUGGAUCAGCUGGUAAAGCGUUGGCCUCACAGUUCUGAGGUCCUCGGUUCAAUCCCGGACGCGCCUGUGUGGAGUUUGCAUGUUCUCCCCGUGCAUGCGUGGGUUUCCUCCGGGCACUCCGGUUUCCUGCCACAUCCCAAGAACAUGCAACAUUAAUUGGAGACUCUAAAUUGCCCCUAGGUGUGAUUGUGAGUGCGGCUGUUUGUCUCCAUGUGCCCUGCGAUUGGCUGGCAACCAGUUCAGGGUGUACCCCGCAUCCUGCCCGUUGACAGCUGGGAUAGGCUCCAGCACUCCCCGUGACCCUCAUGAGGAUAAGCAAUGAAGAAAUUGAUGGAUGGAUGUCUUGGAGUCAUUGAUGGUGUAGUGGUACACGUGCCUGCCUUUGGUGCGGGCAGCGUGGGAUCGAUUCCCGCUCCGUGAUGGUGUCGAUAUCUGCACUGGGACUGACUGGCGACCAGUUCAGGGUGUAGUCUUGACUUUUGCCCAAAGCUAGCUGGGAUAGGCUCCAGCUUUCCUGCAACAUGUGGCUUGGAUGGAUGUCUUGGGGCUUUUCUGCACUGCAACAACGAGGCGCUCUAAAGCAGUCAUGCCAGCCUGUCAACACCGCCUGUUGAGUUGGAACUGUUGGCCCCGCCCCCUCUCUUUUUUUCUUAACAAGCAUAACUGGGGUUUAUCUUGGUUCUCCAAAUGUGCUGCAGUUGUCGCUUAUGCUUCCUGGUUGUCCUUCCUCCAUGUCGCUGAUGUUCCUGUUUUUGGGCCUUAGACAUCGAGACCUCAGCCAUAGCUCUCAAAAAAGGACGUCAGACAUGUUACGUACUUUUUUUUUU